AUGUUCAGGACCAAUGCACUUCCUCGGUCCCUCCGUCUUACUCUUCUGCCCGCGGCCCCAUCGCGUUCCUUCUCUGCGCGGCACGCUGCUCGUUGGGCUCAUGGACAUCCCUUCGGAUCCUUUUUCACCAGAGCCCCACCACCUCUCCGAAUACCAUACCGCUCUGUCGCAUUAUGGCUCGUUCCAUUAGCAGGCGGUGUCGGUCUGUAUCUCCUCCCCAAACCACAAUCUCCUCUGAGCCCAAAUCUGUUUGCUUCACCGACAAUCAUCCCCUGCUCCAAAAAAUGUCGAAGAGAACCUUUCAUUAUCUCCCCCGCCGAGCCCGACUCUACUCUUCUUAACCGUAUACUAUCAAUCCUCCGCGAUAAUAUCUGGGAACCUAUCCUUACAGCCAAACGCUUCGUUCACUUAUUCUGCCUAUUUAUGCCGGUGAUUCUCUCGGCGCCAAUGCUGCUAGUAGGAGUGCCGGAACGCAGGUUGCAGGGAGAUAGAUGGGGAGCUGUCUGGUGGUAUGGUUUCUUGGUCGCUCAGAUGGAGUAUGCUGGGCCCACAUUCAUAAAGUUGGCGCAAUGGGCAGCAUCUCGUGCGGACCUAUUCCCUUCAUUGCUCUGCGAGAAGUUGGGCAAGAUGCACUCCCGUGGAAGGCCGCAUCCUCUUUCGCAUACCAGGAAAGUGAUCGAACGCGUCUUUGCGAAACGGUUUGAAGAUGUUUUCGAGGAGUUCGACGACGAACCCAUCGGCACAGGUGCAAUCGCUCAGGUAUACCGCGCCACAUUGAAGCAAGACCUACUUCCUCCAUCGUACUUCGACCCAAAGCGCGCUCCCAGGUCUGGCCCAGGCGCAAUAGCUCCUCACAUCCUACCAGAUUCUAUACCUUCUGUUCCUACCGCCGCCGUAGCUAUCAAGGUUCUUCACCCACGGGUCGCCAAAACCAUCGCACGAGACCUUACCAUUAUGAAGCUAUUCGCUCAUAUGAUUACGCUUAUCCCUGGGAUGGAAUGGAUAUCGCUUCCAGAGGAAGUGGAGGUGUUUGGGCGGAUGAUGUAUGAGCAACUCGACCUCCGACACGAGGCGAAUAACCUUGUGAUGUUCGAGACCAACUUCAUGACGCGCAAGGAACCGAUAACGUUCCCUCGACCUUUAAGGACGUUCUCUACCCAGGACUUGCUUGUGGAGGAAUAUCAGAACGCACUUCCCCUUGAAGCGUUCCUGAAGAAUGGAGGUGGACCGUACGAUGACCAGCUUGCAGAACUCGGUUUAGAUGCUUUCUUAAAUAUGCUGUUGUUGGACAACUUUGUCCACUCCGACCUCCAUCCCGGAAACAUCAUGGUCAAAUUCACAAAGCCUAGCACUUCGGCUCUUCUCAAAACCCUCUGGGCGUCCCUACUCAACGGCGACAAACAAUCUGUCACCGCGUUGGACCACGCAACCAGCCCAGAUUCUGAUGCCAUCGUCGAACGCCUUUCAGCACUCACCUCUUCACCAGAAGAAUGGCGAGCGGAACUCCACGACCUUCACACACAAGGCUACUUCCCCGAACUCGUCUUUAUCGACGCCGGCCUAAUCACCACACUCGACUCGAAAAACCGGCAAAACUUCCUCGACCUAUUCCGCGCUGUCGCCGAAUUUGACGGUUACCGUACCGGUCAGCUUAUGGUCGAGCGAUGUCGCUCUCCCGAACUUGCAAUAGACACGGAAACAUUUGCGCUCCGGAUGCAACACAUUAUGCUCAGUGUCAAGCGCAAGACGUUCUCGCUUGGCCAGAUCAAGAUAUCAGAUAUCUUGACGGAGGUGUUGAAGGCCGUAAGGCAGCAUCACGUGAAGAUGGAGGGAGACUUCAUCAAUACCGUGAUUUCGAUACUAUUAUUAGAGGGCAUUGGCAGGCAGUUGGAUCCUGGGUUGGACUUGUUCAAGAGUGCGUUGCCUAUCUUGAGGCAGUUAGGGAAGAAGAUGACCGUGCAGGAGGGUAUGAGCGAGUUACCGUCGGGGAACCUGGGCGCAAUGAUCAAGUUGUGGGUAUGGCUAGAGGCGCGCGAGUGGGCGUCAGCGGCUUUCGUGGAUGCAGAUGAACUUAUACGUUAUGACUGGCUCACCACAAGCAUAUAGACACCUCGCAGACAAAUGCAUCAUCCUUACUUUUACUGUACUACACUUUUUGCAUUACGUUUUCCUUGCAAUUG
This is a messenger RNA of Stereum hirsutum FP-91666 SS1, 2180 nucleotides long. RefSeq names its product ABC1-domain-containing protein. The record is from RefSeq and is a predicted model, not a curated record. NCBI's taxonomy places the organism in Eukaryota, Fungi, Basidiomycota, Agaricomycetes, Russulales, Stereaceae. Gene Ontology annotation, cellular component: mitochondrion. The coding region runs from base 1 to 2106 and encodes 701 amino acids. The transcript is spliced from 6 exons.